UUGAGAUCUUUCGCUUUUUUUUUUUUUCGCGUUUUUUUUCGAGAAUUUUGAAAAUUCUCUCACAAUCGAUCGAUUCCAAACCCUAAACUGAUUUCUCUUGUUCGAUUUGUUCUCCAAUCCUCUGAUUCUCUCGAUUGAGUAGCUGAUUUUGAUCUUUAAUGGAGAAAGUGAAGAGCUUGCUGAAGCCGAAGCAGACGCCGCAGCAGCAGCUGCGUGAGUGGCAACGCCGCCUCCGCCAGGAGUGUCGCGUCAUCGAGCGCCAGAUUCGAGAUGUUGAGAGGGAGGAGAAGACUGUGCAGAAGGCCAUCAAGGAGGCGGCGAAGAGGAACGAUAUGACCUCUGCGAAGUCGCUUGCUAAAGAAAUUGUGAGGUCAAGAAAAGCUGUGAAUCGACUUCAUGAAAAUAAAGCACAAUUAAAUUCCAUCUCAAUGCACCUUGGUGAAAUUGUUGCUACUGCCAGAACUGUUGGUCAUUUAUCCAAGAGUGCUGAGGUCAUGAAGCUUGUUAAUGGUCUCAUGAAAGCUCCUGAAGUGGCUGCAACAAUGCAAGAAUUUAGCAAAGAAAUGACCAAGGCCGGAGUAAUCGAAGAAAUGGUGAAUGAUGCCGUCGACACAGCUCUGGACUCAGAGGACAUCGAGGAGGAAAUCGAAGAGGAAGUUGACAAGGUGCUCGCUGCAAUCGCCGGUGAGACUGCCUCACAAUUACCAGAUGCUGUCAGGAGAGAAAAAGUACAGCAACCUGUUGCAACCGAAGCAGCAUCAGAGGAGGAAGCUAUUGCCGAGGGUGUUGACGAUGAAGGUGAAUUGGAAGAGAUUAGAGCACGGCUUGCGAAAGUGCGAUCAUAGGCAUCUUAUGAUGAGCAGCCCUGUGUGAGUUUCGAUUACGCGGUAGUCGGGCUUAUGUUAAUAUCCCGACUAUUUGUAUGAUAAUUUGUGAUAAAUAGUUUGUCGAAAUCUCGGAGUUUUACACCUUAUAAUGUCAUGAAUCACAUUACUGUUGAUUAUCAACGCACACAUGGCUUUGAAUCUUCUUCUGAUGUUGAAGAAGAAUGCAGUUACAGAGCAAGAUGUCAAGAUGUUUUGAUUUUAUGAAGCAAGAGAAUGAUGUAUUUAAAUAA
This is a messenger RNA of Dioscorea cayenensis subsp. rotundata (Guinea yam), 1117 nucleotides long. RefSeq names its product vacuolar protein sorting-associated protein 24 homolog 1-like. Bases 159 to 845 code for a protein of 228 amino acids. The transcript is spliced from 6 exons. Gene Ontology annotation, cellular component: multivesicular body; ESCRT III complex. The record is from RefSeq and is a predicted model, not a curated record. Gene Ontology annotation, biological process: protein transport; endosome transport via multivesicular body sorting pathway; late endosome to vacuole transport. NCBI's taxonomy places the organism in Eukaryota, Viridiplantae, Streptophyta, Magnoliopsida, Dioscoreales, Dioscoreaceae.